Messenger RNA from Pterocles gutturalis (yellow-throated sandgrouse), 621 nucleotides. It is a transcript of the gene HEMK1, whose product is annotated as HemK methyltransferase family member 1. Gene Ontology annotation, biological process: protein methylation. The transcript has 7 exons. Lineage: Eukaryota; Metazoa; Chordata; Aves; Pterocliformes; Pteroclidae. Gene Ontology annotation, molecular function: nucleic acid binding; protein methyltransferase activity. The record is from RefSeq and is a predicted model, not a curated record. The annotation marks the transcript as partial. Gene Ontology annotation, cellular component: mitochondrion.
GAUCUUGUCUCUUUAGUUGUGGAGGAAGAAUCUCAGAAACGUGAGAAGAAUUCAGGCGUCUGCUUCCCUGUUCCUGUCCCUCAUCCUGUGAUCCUGGAGAUCGGCUGUGGCUCUGGAGCAAUUGCUCUGAGUCUAUUGUGCAAACUGCGACAGAGCCAGGUGAUAGCUGUGGAUAAAGAGAAGGCUGCUGUGGAUCUCACCAGGGAGAAUGCACAUAGGCUGCAACUCCAGGACAGGAUCCACAUCCUUCACCAUGAUGUUUCGUAUGGUUCUGCCGAGCAGCUGCUGCUUUUGGGCCCUGUAGACUUCAUAGUCAGUAACCCCCCGUAUGUCUUCCAUGAAGACAUGGCUUUCUUGGAUGCAGAAAUCCUCUGCUAUGAGGACCUUGAUGCACUAGAUGGGGGAGAUGAUGGGAUGAGAGUCAUCAAAACGAUUCUGGGUUUGGCUCCUUCUCUUCUGAAGGAUUCUGGGAGUGUGUUUCUGGAAGUUGAUCCCAGACACCCAAAUAUGGUGGAGAACUGGCUACAGGCACACCCCCAUUUACUACUCAUCCUCCGUGCCAUUCACAAGGACUUCUGUGGCAAGCCUAGGUUUCUGCACAUCCAAAAACAAAGCAGAUGA